AUGACCGUCGCGGUCCUGACAACGACAACCACAGCGACGACCACACAUCGUGAGCCGCUGAGAGUAGUUGACAUGGCGACGUCGCAGGCACGGCCUGCGUCGUCGUCUGCACAUGGCAACGGAGAAACGCGACGAGGAAGACGAACGAGUGGGCGAGGCGAAUCGAAGGAGAAUGGCGGGGAUGAGAAUACUGCUCCCCAGAAAUCAACGCGGAGUGCAGCGAAACGAAAUGCUGCGGUAUAUGAUGAAGACGAUGAGGGGUUCAAAUUCACGCGAGCGGCGGCUACCAAAAAGCCCAAGAUAGGUUCGGAAAAUGCUCCUGAGAACGAUUCUGCUGUGGACCAAGUAUCGAAACCAAAGUCAACAAGAGGCCGCCCGCCGAAGAAGCAGACAGGCAAAGCACAGAGUCAAUCGGUUGAGGAAGAUGUUAGUGUUAACACAGCAAAUGGGAGGCUAUCAAGAGGGCGUAGGGGAAAGACUUCCCCGGAGCCAGAAGUGCAGAGUGGGAAACGGCCUGGCGGGAAACGAAAAGAUCCGCCACAAUCUACACAAAAGACCCCAAAGAAAGGUAGACCGUCGUUGUCAAAAACUACAGGAACGGAUUCACAAUCACCUGAGACUACUCAUGAUGGAACCACGAAGAUUGCGUUGCCCAUGGCAGAUACACCAGUCAUUCGACGAAAUAAGGAAAUGAGACAAGAGCGUUCGGGGAGGGAGCAAAGAAGAAGUAGUCUCGGGAUGAGAGGACGAAGGGCGAGUUCUCUGAUAGAUUCAGGAGCAUCAAAUGCAAUCCCACAUAAAGAAGUCUCCACAGCCGAGUUUUAUAAACACAUUGCGAGUGAUGGGCCUUCAGAGCCUCGUCGAAUGAAGCAAUUAUUGACAUGGUGCGCGACCCGCGCAAUGGAACAGAAACCAUCCCAGUCUUCUUCGGUUGAUGACGAUGCUCGAAGAGCAGCCCGGUUCAUUCAAGAACAGUUAAUCGAGGAUAUCACAAAUAAAUCUGAGCUAUCGGACUGGUUUGCACGAGACGAUGCCCCUACGCCGACAGUUAUUGUUAAAAAGCCCAAUCCGAAAAACAUACAGAAUGCGGAGAAACUCAAGGAGCUAGAGAGUCAGAUAACCCGGUUACAAAAUGAAAAACAGGCUCUCAAGGCGUUGCUACGGCCUCCUUCAAUACCAAAACUUGAAGCACCAAGCCCUCAAGGCAACUCAGAAUAUUUCUCUUCAUCCCACACCUCAUUACCGAUUGAUACUGCUACGCUAGACCCCCAGCAAAAAUCCAUUAUUACUACAAUUGGACUUGAAACUCUCCAAAGAAAUAAGAACAACAAAGUCGAUAAAAAGACGCUUCAGCCCACAGUCACCAACCCACCUCUCCCACCUGCGACGGUUUCCAAUCGCCUAUCUCACAUCACUUCAUCCUUGGCCCCAACGUUGGACGCAUUUGCUUCCGGUUUGCAUGACAUAGACAUAUAUCGCUCAUCAGCCGACCGGCUAUCAUCAGAGAUACUCCGGAUCUGUUCGCAACGUUUAGAGGAAAGAGACAUUCGCAACGCUGCCCAAACGCGAGAGAUUGAAGGUGAUGUCGACCAAGACGAUGGAGGCGGAGGCGAGGAGAAUACUAAGGAUUCAUCGCGACCCCGACAGACAAGACGACAAAGAGAGGAUGUUGGCGUUAUUCUCGGGGCCUUGAGUCGUGUUGAAAGACGAUAA
This is a messenger RNA of Talaromyces proteolyticus, 1713 nucleotides long. Its product is annotated as Mis12-Mtw1 protein family-domain-containing protein. The record is from RefSeq and is a predicted model, not a curated record. NCBI's taxonomy places the organism in Eukaryota, Fungi, Ascomycota, Eurotiomycetes, Eurotiales, Trichocomaceae. Gene Ontology annotation, cellular component: MIS12/MIND type complex. The coding region runs from base 1 to 1713 and encodes 570 amino acids. The transcript has 5 exons. Gene Ontology annotation, biological process: mitotic sister chromatid segregation; cell division.